This is a messenger RNA of Neolamprologus brichardi, 7648 nucleotides long. The record is from RefSeq and is a predicted model, not a curated record. Lineage: Eukaryota; Metazoa; Chordata; Actinopteri; Cichliformes; Cichlidae.
UUCAUCGUCUCUUUCUCUCCAUACAAUGUACACUGAGAGGAAACAUUUCCCCAGCGAGAUAUCCAAACACAAAUUACACGUCAUCCCCUCUAGCACCAAUCUAAUUUAGAUUGCCCACUUAAAUUUGAUUAUUUAUUUUGCCAUGUCUCAUUUUAAUUGCAGCUGGGAGAGAAAUUGCUCUGUCAUCUUCCUCAAAACAGCUUUGUCGCAUCAUUAACACUUUCCACAUGAACACUUGUGUUUUGAUUGUUUAUGUGCCAGAGUUCAAUUAUAGGCAACUUGCUAUUUUAAUAUCAUCUCUGUCGCUCUGUGUCACCCUCUCUGUUUCAGCAUGGGAACCAAUCAGAACUUUCAGGAGAACCACAGCUUCAGUUUUUCCUCCCAUUACUCCCACGGGAUCACCUCAGCUAUUUACCACCCUGGCCACCGAUUGCUGCUUGUAGGCGGCUGUGAAUCAGGCGAUGACAGUGCAUCCAAGGCCUCUUGCUGUGGCAUCACAGCCUGGAGGGCUCUUUCUGGCUCACCACACUACAAGCAGGUCACCAGCUAUGAGGACGAUGUCAACAUGAAUCAGAAAAGAGGUUUCUUCAGGGUUCCCAGUUUUAGACUCUUUUCCAGACAAGGAGACGAAAAGGACGGUGUGUUUCGCGUGAGCCUGAGCCCUGACAGCACCCUGCUGGCUGUCAUCCACUUCUCUGGCCGUCUGUCUCUCUGGGACAUCCCGUCCCUUAAACAGAGGGCAACAUGGAGUCAGGACCUGCAGCCAGGAUUUGAGGAGAUCAACCCAGAGUGGAAGACAUCGCUGGAGAGAAGGAAGAAAAUAAAAGAUAAGGAGCAGUUUUAUCCGCUGGUAGAUGUGAGCUGGUGGAGUGACAACGUGCUGAUUUUGGCCCGCUGCUCUGGCUCUGUCACCGUCUCUUCUGUCAGGACAUUGCGCAACCUUCUGGGGAAAUCCUGUGAAUGGUUUGAGCCCUCACCUCGAGUCACUGCUGCGCAUGAUGGGGGCUUCCUCAGCUUGGAGUGUGAGGUGAAGCUGGCCCAGAAGCGUGGGCGCCUGGAGAGCAGCCUCAGUGGGGGAGCCAGCGAGGAUGAGGAGGGAGAUGAUGGUGGAGAAUCUGAUUCAGACGAAGAGUCCUCAGCCAAAGCCCGCUACUUUGGCUACAUCAAGCAGGGCCUGUAUUACGUGACAGAGAUGGAACGGUUCGCUCCACCACGGAAACGCCCUCGCACAGUUAUUAAGAACUACCGUCUGGUCAGCCUGAGGUCAACCACUCCGGAAGAACUGUACCAGAGGAAGAUUGACAAUGAGGAGUAUGGUGAAGCCCUGUCUCUUGCCCAGGCAUACAGUUUGGACUCUGACCUCGUCUACCAGAGACAGUGGCGGAAGAGUACCGUCAGCAUAGCCUCAAUACAAGAUUAUCUGAGCAAGAUCCGCAAGCGCUCAUGGGUGCUGCAUGAGUGUGUGGAGCGCGUCCCAGAGAAUGUUGAUGCAGCUAAAGAGCUGCUGCAGUAUGGCCUGAAGGGAACCGACCUUGAAGCCCUGAUAGCCAUAGGAAAAGGGGAAGAUGGGGGCAGGUUCAUCAUGCCAGGCGACGUCGACCUCGAUGACCUCCCUUAUGAAGACAUCCUUUCAGAUGAGCAGGAGCUGGAGAUGAAGAAGGAGAGGGAGAACAAGAAGAGACGAGAGCUGCUGGCCAAAGUUGACUUCAGCAGGCUGACUCUGGAGCAGAAGGAACUGUGUCGGAGCAGACUGAAGCUUCUCUCCUACCUGGACCGGCUCGCCACGUACGAGGAAAUACUUGGUGGCCCUCAUGCAGCGGAGGACAAAUACGAUGCAGACUUCUUCAAGAAGUUCCGAAGUCAAAACAUUGUUUUAUCUGCAAGAAACUACGCCAGGGAGAGCAACGUGCAGGCUCUUGACAUUCUUUUCACAUAUCACGGAGCAGAACUCCUCCAACAUCGACUAGUUAUCCUUGACAACUUUCCGGAAACCACCUCUCCACACGAGUACACCACCUUGCUGCCGGAAGCCUGUCUGGAUGACAGAGGUGAGCUGGUGUUGAUUCCGUGGGACGAGCAGAGACACAGAGAGAUGGACUGGUGUGAGGCAGAGGAGUGCAGAGCGGUGCUGGAGCAGAAUUUGUUUGACGAUGACAUUUUCCUGUAUGACGAAGCCUCAGACCUGCUGAGAUUCCGCACAGCCACGCCCUCCAUAGAGCUGCUUACUGAUUGGUACAUUAGCAGAGCCCAGGAUAUUGACUCUUGCUCCAGACAGGUGGACUGCGCCCUGUCGCUGGUGCGUCUUGGGAAGGAGCGGGAAAUCCCCGGGCUGGAGCGAUUAUGCGAUGACUUGGUCACCAUGGAAACACUUGUGUAUGAGACAUCAUGUGAACUGGGUCUGACUCUUAAAGAUUUUCAGCAGCUCAGCGACAUUGACAAACUCCGCCUGCUCAUGAAAAACUCCAGCACCGAGCACUACGUGAAAGACUCCUUCCAGUGGAUGGUGCCAUUCCUGCAUCGCUGUGAGGGACAGAAAGAGGGUGCUGCUAAAUCUCUGCUCAGAGAAUACCUGGUCAGCCUGGCCCAGGAAGACCUCACCCUGCCCCUCAUCAUUUUCAAGCACUCCAAACCUGAUUGGCAGCAGAAGAUUAUCGGGGACCCAGACCAGCUGAUGGAGGUCGCUUUGGAGUGCAUCUACAGCUGUGAGAGAGACGACCAGCUCAGCCUCUGUUAUGAAAUCUUGGAGUGUCUGCCACAGAGGGGCUACGGUGUGGUUGAGGUUCUGGAGAAACAUGGUCUACAGAAGCCCAUCUCGUAUGUGAAAAACAGCCAGAACAAUGACGAGGAAGCCCACCAGCUAAUGGUCAAACUGUGUCGUCACACUGGCCGCAAAAACCCUCCAGUGAGUGAGAAUAUGUGGAGAGUUCUACUACAGGACCUGCUGGAUAUGCAGCAGAACGUUUACACUUGCCUAAAACCAGAGACGUGCCAUCAGGUUUUUGUCGAGUCCCUGCUGUGCUCCAGCCGAGUGGAGAACAUACGCCUGGCAGGACAGCUCAUGCACUGCUCCAAGGUUAGUCAGGAUGUUCCUGUCAGCUUGUCCUUUCGGGGUAAAGGUUAUGCUCUGAAGGUGGCCUAUGACAACAGCGUGGAAUUAGUGCUGGCUGCUGCCAGGGAGUACUUCAACUCGUCCAAAUUGCUAACAGACCCCUGCAUGGGGCUGGCCAGGGGGUGUCUCCAGCUGAUCACAGACUGUCCUCCGUCCAUCCAAGAGGAACUGGACCUCAUCAACGCCCUCAGCCAGCUGGAAGACUUCAACGUCAGCAUUCUGCCCCUGCAAGUGCGACUGCGAUCAGACCGUCUGUCUCUCGUAGAGGAGUGCAUCGCCCACUGCUCCACAGCUUACAAGCAGUCCACCACUCUGCUCAAUCUGGCCUCACUCCUCAGAGUUUCAGGGGAAGAUGAAGCAAUGAGAAAAGGCAAAGUGCUGACCCUGCUUGCAGAGCAAGCUCUGCAAUGUCUGGACUUCAAGGCGUCGUACAUCCACUGUCAGGACCUCAUGGCUGCAGGUUACAGUCCAGCAUGGGAGGUGUGCAGUCUGCUCGGUCAGUGUGACGGUUAUGGAGACCUGGAGGCCCGGCAAGAACUGUUAGCCUUCUCUCUCACACACUGCCCCCCUGACAGCAUCCACGGCCUCCUGGCUGCCUCCAGUGACCUACAAACUCAGGUGUUGUACCAGGCUGUUAACUAUCAAAUGGAGCCUGUAAAUACAGGGACCGGACGAGAAGUUGACGAGACAGACUCUUUAAAGCCCCAACCUCGUGUGGGCUCCUCUGUGGGGACAGCAGGAGACCUCCUGCACAGGACUACAGCGAAGACCAUGGAAGUCCUGACUACUACAGGGCUGAAUACCAAGGCUGUUUUGACUGCAGUCAGUGACCACCGCUGGUGGAAGGACUCACUCAAUUACCUCCGGCCGCUGCAUGGUCGUGGUUCAGGAGCCACUAGCCAGGAAGGGGCAUGUGAGAACGCCAACUUGGAGCGCCAAGGCUGCAGCCCCUUUUAUCAGGAUCUCAUUGAGGAUCCCUAUGUAGACACGAGUCAAGAUGUGUAUUCGUUCUACAAAGAAGUGCCUGCAGAAAACUUUGCUGAGGUUUUGCUGAGGACUGGAAAAUUGGCUGAGGCCAAAACUGAGGGAAAAACCCCGUUUCCUGCUACAGAAGUAUUGCUCCAGCUGGCCAACGAUGCAUUUCCCAGGGACAUGAUGCUGGCUCUGUCCUACUUACUUGCUCUGCCUCAGGUGCUGGAUGCCAACAGGUGUUUUGAGAAGCAGUGUCACUCGGCCUUGUCGCUCCAACUGGCUGCCUACUACUACUCCCUGCAGAUCUACUCGCGCCUCAUGCCCUGCUUCAAGGACAAGAACCACACUCUUUACCAGGCUGAUCCAAAGGAGCUGAUUCGAUUGGUCACACAGCACGUGUCCUCGUAUUCAGAUUGGCCCGAGGAGCUGCAAAAGCUGAUCAGCCAGCUGCAUAUGUACAACGAGCGUCUUACAGACUUUACCCAGGCACAGGUGUUGCAGGGGCUCGGCCGUGGCGUGGACGUUCAGCGGUUCAGCUCUGACGCUGAUUACAAGAAGGAGACCAUACUUGGUCUCACAGAGACACUGGAUGAUGGUGUGUACAGAAUCGCUUUGUCUCUGGCUAAGCGCUACAGUGUUCCUCUGUGGGAGGUCUACAUGACCCACCUCGAGUUCCUCUUUACAGAUAGCGGCCUCUCCACCAAGGAUAUUGAAACCCGGAGCGAAUCCCUCAGCUUGUUUGAGACUUUAAAGUGUAACCCUCAGGCCUUUUACAGCCACAUGGCGAAGUAUGUUCUUCCCACUGUGGAAGGAACCGACCUCAACCGCCUGCUCUACUACUACACCUUACUAGAUGCUGCGGGCUGUGAGCCUUACGUCACCACCACCAUUAAGCCAGACUCUCAUGUUAAACUGCUCAAGAAGCUUCGCGCUGUUGCCAACGGUUUGAACUAUCGGAAGCUCACGGAUGAAUCCUCGGAUCCACUGGCCACUCUGCAACCAGUGCUGACCAGUCAGAACGUGUUGUCCAUCUCCAAACUUGCCAAUCGUUUGCCUUUGCCCGGCGGUGGUGGUGGGGCCACGGUGUCCGCCAGUGCAGUCCACGCAGUAUGGCUGCAGAAGGUGUUCUGGAGAGGGGACCCCCAGCUGCUGAAGAGACCCCCUCAGAGCGACCAAGACUACCUACACGCUUAUGACACUUGUGCCAAAUACCUGGACAGGCUGGCCCCUGGCGACGCUGUCCGCUUCCUGGAUAACAUCACCUUCUCUCGUGAUGCAUCUAAAAACUUGAGCAUCCAAGCGAGGUUGGAGGUGAUAAAGCGAGCCACCAAAGCCCUGCGCCAGCUGGGUGAGAAGAACAGGAAGAGAGGAGGUGAUGACAGUAGGGAGCAGGAAGGGACGGACCCUGCAGGAAUGACUUUUGAUGAGGCUCUAGCACACCUGCAGCAAUCUCAGGCCCACCUGGACACUCUGAGUCAUCCCUUCAUUCUGUCACUCAAAGACAGCCAGGAGGAGCAGCUGCGGGCCUACAGUCAACUUUACGAUUUGUCACGUUCUGAGAGGUCAAAAGUCUGCGAGUUAGCAGUCACUAUGGCAACUGAUGGACAGCCCCUGGAGCAGAUUGGAGAGCUUCUGCGCGUCACUGUUGGAUCCUUAGACCUGUCUCUCAAAAGUGUCCUUCACGAUGCUGUGGAGAGAGUAGUCGCUGCACUCAGUGGAGACCCAUGCGCCCUGACAAAUUACCCACAACCCCUCAGGGUCCUGGAGGCCAUGGUGACUGCUGUGCACAACAGUGUGCAGAGUGGUGACAGUAACGUCACUUCAGAUGACCUCCUGGCUUGGCUGCGUCCAUUCUGCGGUGACGCGUCUCUGCCUGUGCGGCCUCGCAUCGACGUGCUGCAAAUUCUGGAGAGUAACUUCAGCCUUGGAGACGGUGACGUUCGUCUUCUGCUGCUUUACAGGACUCAGGCUGUUCUCAGGGACAGAGAGAUCCAGAUAGAGGAUGUGGAGAAUGAAGAAAAACGAUACAGCCUUUUCCAGGAGCUGUUGGAAGCGGCGCAGAAGUGGGAAGACUUUCAGUUGCUCAUUCUUCUCCUCCAAGCAUGGCCACCUAUGAUGAAAGAGGAAGUGGCAGAGUCAGAGCAUAACCCCUGGGUGGUGCUAACCUCAGCCUUACUGACCCGCUGCAACGGAUCAGAGGUCAAAACAGACCUGGGUCAGCAGGUUGUCACCAUGGUGAGAUCUCUCUAUAACAGCAAACACAAGCUCCCUGUGCAGUGUAUUAGACACAUAGCUACCCUGCUGCUCCAAAAUCAGCCAAGCCUCCUGCAGCCGGCACUGAAACUGAUGUCUGAAAGCGGUGACGAGCAACUGCUUCAGCUGACUCUUGAUCAGAUCAACGGCAUGAGCACAGAGACUGCUUCCUCCUGCGAUGAAGAGCUCCUUUCCUUGCUCCUAGAUGCUGGGCUCCUGGUAGGCUGCGUCUCCUCAGCCCUGUACCCCCUGCUAAGCUCCCACAUGCUGUCGCACCAGCAGGAGGGCGGUUGGGAUGUGGAGAAAGCCGCCGCUGAGCUGAUGGCAGCGGGCCGCGGGCCUGAGGCAGGCUCCCUGUUGCUGGCUCACCGCGGAACCCACCCGGCGCAGUUCACCUUCAACUCCGCCUUGGCCGUUCUCGAGAAGUGGCUGUGAAAGGAGACGGGGAGGCAGUUUGGACCGCAGCCACAGAGCGCCGUCGUAACCUAGCCUUAGGGAAAGAGUAGGAAGGCGCUGAAAAAGGACUGGAAUUAGAUUGGAACGAGAUCUGAAGAAGCAAAACUAAAAGCAGCCAAUACCUCUACAUUUAGUUCUCUAAUCAGGUUUGAGGUUCAUCAACAGAAGACAUUUCAAUAGCGCUGUCAUCUGUGAAGGUAUAAGAGAGGAUACCUUUAAUCCUGAAACAUCUGCUCAAUUAGAAAGAUGCUCUUUCACACACAGAAACAACCUCUGCUGUCACUCAGUCAUGGAUGAACGUCGAGACCGAGGCCUAAUCACAAAAUGCAACGGCUGCUCGGAUUUAUUUGUGUGUGCGCCGUGUCCUAUUGUGUGAUAAAGUAAUUGAGCAGUGGGUAGCAGUGGGUGGAUAUUAGCCUAUUGUUCCGUGACAGGUUUGCCUCUUUAACGUCCCAUCGUUAAACACCCUGCCUCUGCUCCAUUGUUUUCCCCCUAAUAAUGUCUAAUUAAUUCCUUCUAAACAAAUUAGCCCCGCAGCUGCCCCCGUGCUGAGUGUACGGAUGCACAAAUACUAUAUAUGACACACACCAGUGAAGUUAUGUAAAGCUUAUAAUGACCAGGAAUAAACGUGCACGCAAGUGUGUGUGUGUGUGCGUUAAUGCUGUUAGGUUGCUUUGUUUCAUUUGAAUAAAUAAAAGCGUAAAAUACGGCUCUAUUUUGUCCCGCCUUUUAGAACCGAAAUAAAGAAAACUGAUGAAAAGGAGCGAUUGUAUUAUUUUCAUUUUUUAUUUUAUUGUGUUUCUUUAUUCAUGGUGGAAGAGUGCACAGAUGGGUAACGUUUCUUAUCAGUAUUUUUAG